Molecule: messenger RNA, 2204 nt
Organism: Vespa crabro (European hornet)
Lineage: Eukaryota; Metazoa; Arthropoda; Insecta; Hymenoptera; Vespidae
Exons: 13
Coding region: 1-2001 (666 amino acids)
Source: RefSeq, a predicted model, not a curated record
AUGACAAUAAUUGUACACGCGAAAGAUGUUUUGUUAAUUAAUCAGAUAAACGAGAGGAAUGUUUACCAAUUGUCCCUCGUUCUUCCGGUUAUCAAGAUGUUGGACGCAUUCAUGUCAAGGAAACAUAAUCUCUCCUCGGAUGAAUUUUGUCUGGUAUUGUUUAUGAGAGAGAAAAUCGAUGAGAAAAAUUGCAAAUCCUAUUCUAAAUCGUUGAAGUAUCUCAUCGACGAUGUUAAAGAGAUUCAGGUACCGCCAGAAUCGUUACAUUACGAGAUCGCAGAAUUAUUCAUGACCAUAGUUCGAUUUGAAUUUCCUUUGAGAAUUGCAUGCGAGGAUUUUGUAAAGCAAAGAAUGUUUUACAAAGGAAACCAUGAUUUAAGCGAAAUAAUGGUGAUUACAUAUGUCCUAAUCUUUCAAAUAUCUUCCUUGGCCAUUAAAAAUACCAUGGAUUUUUUCGUUCAUUUUAAAAUCGACAGAAUAUUGAAUUUACUAUCUUAUUUGCUUCGCAAAGAAACAUUGGAUUUGUUUUAUACGAAGAGUUGCGAUGUAUUCGAAGAAAGUUUCGUCCAAGAAAAGAUAUAUGAACCUUAUUUGAUGGCCUUACCACGUUUGAAGGCGUUGCGAAUUUAUUUGAGAGAAGAAAAGCAACGUAUGAUGGCGAUACCGAAGCAAGAAACAACGAAACCAAUUUUUAUGAAAGUUCUUAAUCAUGUGAAAAGAGCAACGAAAUGCCCACCACCGACGCCAGAAAAUCUUACGAUGAGAAAAUCACCUCGGAAGAUACCAAAUUCGAUUUACUUUUCAUCGUCCAUAGAAGAGAGAUUGAACAUUCUGCGGGAAGCCAACAAAUAUCAAGCAUUGCGUUUGUUAAGAGAAGCGAAUAAAAAUGCACCUGCGUGCUCGAGGAAACGUGAGAUUAAAUUAAUCGACGUAGAACAAGAAAUCGAGAAACAUGAUGGUUGCCCGAAAAAACGCCUACCAAUCUUCAAACCGGUCGAAAUUAAGCAAAACGCAACUUCGAUUCUUCGCGAAUGCGCACGAAUAGCCAACGAAGAACUAAAGGAAGUAUCAAAAAUACAAAAGUUGGUCGAAGGUUACUUGGAUCCGGAAUCGAUAGAAAAAUUAAACGAGGAGAGGAAACAACGUGAAAGACAAGAGGAGAUAAACAAGAUUGAAGAGAAGCAUUUGAUAGCUUUGCUAACACGAGAAGGUGCUUAUUUGGCUAAGAGAUCUUUUUUGAACGAGAACAAGACUUAUGCUCAGAAUGUUCGAGAGGAGAAAAAAGAGUUAUAUCGCAGAUUAGAGAAAUUGAGAACAGAGCAAAAGAAAGAAGCAUUGGAGAAUGUUGAAAAAUGUCGGGAGCUCGAACAAGCUUCUAGAGAUGCUUAUGAUUCUAUGAUCGACGAGAAACGUCAAAAAGCUGCCGAGGUAUCCGAAAAAUCUCGACAAUUGAAAAUGUUACUGGCUAAGCAAAAGGAGGAAGAAAUACGGAGGAAAGGUCAAUUAAUUAAAGAGAUCAAGGCUAUUCAAUCAUUAAGAUUGGCUACUAGGAAUAAGGAAUUUGAUCCUACGGAAACGAGUGGUUUAGGAUUGUUAUGUGAAAUGUCAUUAGCCGAGUUGAAGGAACGAUUAGUUUGGGUGAAAAUGAAAUUGAACGAGGAGUUGGAAAAACGUCAGAUUGUCAUUCAACGAGAACGAGAAAGGCAAAAGAAUAUAGUCAAGUAUAGUAAGAUCGCACUGGACGAAUACAAAAGCACUAAGUUAGAUAUCAAUAAUAAAAUUUCAUUCGAUCGUACAAAUAUAUUAUUCAUUCUUUUUUUUUUUUUUUCUUUUUCUUUUUUUUCAAUUUUAUUUGAUUCUACGACGGCAAGGUAUCUCCUAAAAUCUGAUACGUAUAAACGCGUAAAUGGAAAAGCAUCGAACGUUACUUCCGUUUCUCCUCAAGUAUUGAAACUGCAAAAAAAAUUGGAAGAAAGAAGAGCGCUGAGAACGAAAAUGUAAAGAUAUUAAAAGAAAAAAAGGAAAUAAAAAAAAAAGGAUACAAGACAGUAUUCGAUCCAAGAAUCAUUGAUGAUGUAACUGAUAAAUGUUAUGCAGUAUGAUUUAAUAAACCGUGCUUAUCUAACUUGUCACGAAAAAUGAUUAUAUCAUGAUAGCGUUGAAAAACAUUCGUGAGAGAUCUAAUAAAAGGCUAGGUUAUGAAA